AUGGCAAGAACUGGUUUAGUGGAAAUCAAAAUUAAUAAUGGGGAAAAGAGAUUUUGGGAAGGAGUGGUUAAUUAUUGGGAAUUGAGAAGGAGAGGGAAGGAGGGAAGGAAAGGAGGAGCAAGUGAAAAAGUAAGCUACAAGAACGCCGAGGCACAUUGUUAUCAUCUCCUUGACCAAGGUUACCUCCAACGUGAUAUCUUGAAUGCUAUAGGAGGAGAACACGAAGAAGGAGAAACCAAGUUACCUUUGCGGAUCAAGAGCGCAUACAAAAGAUGCAUCAUUCGUACAACACCAUAUUUCAUCGUCGUAUUGAUCUCAAUUGUUGGUAAAGGGUCCCAAAGUUGA
Sclerotinia sclerotiorum 1980 UF-70 is the source of this 345-nucleotide messenger RNA. RefSeq lists its product with no specific name. The record is from RefSeq and is a predicted model, not a curated record. The transcript is spliced from 4 exons. NCBI's taxonomy places the organism in Eukaryota, Fungi, Ascomycota, Leotiomycetes, Helotiales, Sclerotiniaceae. Bases 1 to 345 code for a protein of 114 amino acids.